CCUUCACUUUGUUCAUCAUCUCUCUCUCUCUCUCUCUCUCGUUCUCGUUGCCACGCCUGCCUGGGCGACCGUCGCCGCUCUACACCAGGCGUCCAGGUCUUCUUCGCCGGCGCCGAGCAGCCACCAGCCCUGCUCAACAAUCAUCUCUGUCAAGGGCAUGGGCAUGGACCACAUGAUGAGGCUUGGCGCCGGAGUCGCCCACCAGAUCUCCAGGGCUGAACCAAUGCCUGACCGAAGGUCAAGGUUUUGGCAGACGGAUGUGCCGCCUGCGCCUCGGAUAGACAUCAUCUGCCCUCUGCCUUGUCGCCCUUCCCGCCCACAGCUCCUCAAUAGGCCCAGCCCCAAGUCUAAUGGGGCACUCCCAUUGUAUAGAGCAGACCCCACUUGUGAUAUCGUUGAUCUCAUCCUUAACAAGAAUGACCCUGAUGUGGAUACUGAUUCAAGCAGCCAGGUGGCCUUUUUCUGUGGCUCACCUCCUGCACGCACUAACAACCCUGUUAUCAAUGACCCACAGUUUGGAAAGAAAACACCAUCCUUUUCUCCUCUAGGAAGCUCUUUCGGAAAAAUAGCAGCUGGAAGAGUUGAAGUAGGUUCUCCGACCUGCGGGGCCAGUAGCCCGAAAGUAAGAAUUGAAGGUUUUGCUUGCGGGAACAAAGAGCCCCCUCACUGUGCAGUUACAUUUGCCUGAUGAUCCCCAUUGACCCUACCUAACCCAACCCUGUUUUGCUACCCCGCAACCUGUACAUUUUCGCUGCCCAGCUGAGGAUAUAUAACUAGUUUCUUUCGUUAUAAGCUGCUAGCUGCUCAUUGAAGAGUCGAGUCGGAGUCGAGUCAGAGCGUUUGGUGCCCCUUGUGAUUGUGGCUUUUGUAACUGCAUGAUCGAAGGGAGCAUGGCUCUCGGAUGUAAAUAUAGAUCGAGGUGUCCGGUGUAUGUACUAGAUGUUGUAUGUGUCUGCUAAAUGUAGUAAAAGGUUGGGUGGGUCCAUGUGUCGGUGUCUGUAAAUACCGUCAUGCAUUUGGAUGUAAAUUGAAAUGCAUCUUCAGUUAUGUUGCCAUGGUGUUCA
Sorghum bicolor (sorghum) is the source of this 1064-nucleotide messenger RNA. RefSeq lists its product as uncharacterized. The record is from RefSeq and is a predicted model, not a curated record. The transcript is spliced from 4 exons. Bases 158 to 688 code for a protein of 176 amino acids. Lineage: Eukaryota; Viridiplantae; Streptophyta; Magnoliopsida; Poales; Poaceae.